GCGGGAGCGGCGGGAGGCUCCGCCUCCGCCCGAUCGGGAACAGCCUGAUAAAGGCAGGUGCGGGCGAGCAGCGGGACCCCAGCUCGAAGCAUCUGCUUGAGCGCGGAGCCCCUGACCCGUCCUUUGCCACCCCGCGCCAGGCGACGCCCGGAGCAGCCGGUGCGGACGGGACAGGACGGGACAGGAGGGGACCCUGCCGCCGCCGGCCGCGCGCGCCGCUGUCCCGCCGUUCCUGAGCCGUCGGGCGCGUCUCUGCGAAGGGACAAGGACCUCGCCCCCAAGGACCUCCGAAGAGGCGGGAUCUCUCCGGGAAGGGGAAGCAGGAUUUUGUUGUGUGGAUUGAAGAUGAGGCAGAUAUCUGGAGUGGCGCUCCUCCUGGGGCUGAUGGCUCUCCCAGCGGCGCUGGGACAGAGAAGCUCGGAAAGCCCUAAAAAUAGCAACGAAAGCUUUGCCAUCGUCUCUUUCAAAUGGGAUCACGUCAAGGAGCCGUAUGUCAUUGUACUCUGGAUACUUGUGGCCAGCUUGGCCAAAAUCGUUUUCCACUUGUCCCACAAAGUCACUCGGGUGGUUCCAGAAAGUGCUCUGCUGAUUGUCCUUGGUCUUUUCCUUGGUGGCAUUGUAUGGGCAGCAGAUCACCUUGCCUCCUUCUCCCUGACACCAACUGUAUUUUUCUUCUAUUUGCUGCCCCCCAUUGUUUUGGAUGCUGGAUAUUUUAUGCCAAAUAGAUUGUUCUUCGGAAAUCUUGGCUCCAUCCUUUUGUAUGCUGUCAUUGGGACAAUCUGGAAUGCUGCCACAACUGGUUUAUCUCUCUAUGGUGUCUAUCUGACCGGAAUAAUGGGUGAACUGCAAUCUGGGCUGCUGGACUUCCUCCUCUUUGGCAGCUUAAUUGCCGCUGUGGAUCCUGUGGCUGUUCUGGCAGUGUUUGAAGAAGUCCAUGUCAAUGAGGUUCUAUUCAUCAUUGUUUUUGGAGAAUCACUUCUGAAUGAUGCUGUAACUGUGGUGCUGUACAAUGUGUUUGACUCUUUUGUUGCGAUAGGUCCAACGAAUGUGACGGGGAUUGAAUGUCUCAAAGGCAUAGUGUCAUUCUUCGUGGUGAGCCUUGGUGGGACACUGGUUGGCAUUUUCUUUGCAUUCCUGCUCUCAUUGGUCAGUCGUUUCACCAAGCACGUGAGGAUCAUUGAACCUGGAUUUGUGUUUAUCAUUUCCUACCUGUCCUACCUCACAGCAGAGAUGCUUUCUCUUUCUGCCAUCUUAGCGAUAACCUUCUGUGGAAUUUGCUGUCAGAAAUAUGUUACAGCUAACAUAUCUGAACAGUCUUCUACAACUGUAAGAUAUACUAUGAAAAUGCUAGCCAGUGGAGCAGAAACUAUUAUCUUCAUGUUCCUGGGUAUUUCAGCUGUGGAUCCAGAUAUCUGGGAUUGGAAUACGGCUUUCAUUCUGUUGACUCUGCUCUUCAUCUCAGUAUAUAGAGUCAUUGGUGUCAUUAUACAAACGUGGAUUCUUAACCGCUACAGAACUGUCCAGCUGGAGAUAAUAGACCAGGUGGUGAUGUCCUACGGCGGACUACGAGGAGCAGUUGCUUUUGCUCUUGUUGCACUUCUGGAUGAGCAUAAAGUGAGAGAAAGAAAGCUGUUUGUCAGCACAACUAUCAUUGUUGUGUUUUUUACUGUUAUAUUCCAGGGACUGACUAUCAAACCUUUGGUACAGUGGCUGAAAGUGAAGAAAACUGAACACAGAGAACCAAAACUGAAUGAGAAACUUCAUGGCAGAGCCUUUGAUCACAUUCUUUCUGCUAUAGAAGAUAUUUCUGGACAAAUAGGGCAUCAUUAUCUGAGAGACAAGUGGUCCAAUUUUGAUAGGAAAUACCUCAGAAAAAUACUGAUGAGAAGGUCUGCUCAAAAAUCAAGGGACCAAAUCCUUAAUGUUUUCCAUGAGCUCAACUUGAAGGAUGCAAUUAGCUAUGUGGCUGAGGGAGAACGUAGAGGUUCGCUGGCAUUUAUACGUUCUCCAAGUACAGACAACAUGGUAAAUGUGGAUUUCAGCACUCCACUCCCAAGCACUGUGGAAAGCUCUGUCUCUUAUUUAUUGAGAGAAAAAGCUGGACCAGUUUGCCUUGACAUGCAAGCUUUAGAGCAGAGAAGGAAAAGCAUCCGGGACACAGAAGAUACACUUGCUCAUCACACCCUACAGCAGUACCUGUAUAAACCCAGGCAAGAGCACAAACACCUGUACAGCCGACAUGAGAUCAUGCACAGUGAAGAUGACAAACAAGACAAGGAGAUUUUCCAUAGGACAAUGAGGAAGCGCUUAGAAUCUUUCAAGAGUACCAAACUAGGAAUAAACCAUUCCAAGAAGCUCAAUAAAAUCCACAAACGAGACCGGGGCCAAAAAAGGAGAAAUGGCAGUGUCAUACCAAAUGGAAACAUUCCUUCAGAAAAUCCAGUACAAGAUUUUGCUUUGAAGGAAAAAGAUCUGGAGUUUUCUGAAUCAGAAGAAAAUAACGAUUAUGAGACAUUGCAUCUAGGCAAAGGAGUUGAUUUCUUGGCUAAUGUGACGAAACAAAAUUUCACAGAUUCUCCUGCUGGAAUUGAUAACCCAGUAUUUUCAGCUGAUGAUGACCAAAGCAUCUACAUGAAGUUCUCACCAUGGUUAUCUGGUGAAGACACUGUGGUACCCUCACAAAGGGCCCGAGUGCAGCUCCCAUAUUCUCCAGGCAACUUCAAACGGCUCACUCCAAUCCGGCUCAGCAAUAAAUCAACAGAUUCCUUCCUGCUAGCAGAUGGCCCAGAGGACCGACCCAGAUCUUUUCUUCCAGAAUCAACGCAUAUGUAA
Molecule: messenger RNA, 2832 nt
Organism: Haemorhous mexicanus (house finch)
Lineage: Eukaryota; Metazoa; Chordata; Aves; Passeriformes; Fringillidae
Gene: SLC9A3
Product: solute carrier family 9 member A3
Exons: 16
Coding region: 346-2832 (828 amino acids)
Biological process (GO): regulation of pH; sodium ion transport; proton transmembrane transport
Cellular component (GO): brush border membrane; apical plasma membrane
Molecular function (GO): sodium:proton antiporter activity
Source: RefSeq, a predicted model, not a curated record